Molecule: messenger RNA, 815 nt
Organism: Microtus ochrogaster (prairie vole)
Lineage: Eukaryota; Metazoa; Chordata; Mammalia; Rodentia; Cricetidae
Product: cytochrome P450 2C42-like
Exons: 4
Coding region: 44-601 (185 amino acids)
Biological process (GO): xenobiotic metabolic process
Cellular component (GO): intracellular membrane-bounded organelle; cytoplasm
Molecular function (GO): iron ion binding; oxidoreductase activity, acting on paired donors, with incorporation or reduction of molecular oxygen, reduced flavin or flavoprotein as one donor, and incorporation of one atom of oxygen; heme binding
Source: RefSeq, a predicted model, not a curated record
GAUUGAUCUGUUUGUUGGUGGAACAAUUACUUUAAAGACAACAAUGAGAUUUGCUCUCCUGCUCCUGCUGAAGCACCCACAUGUCACAGCUAAAGUCCAGGAAGAGAUUGACCUUGUGGUUGGCAGACAACGCAGUCCCUGCUUGCAGGUCAGGAAGCAAAUGCCCUACACAGAUGCCGUGAUUCAUGAGAUUCAGAGAUUCAUUGAUAUCACCCCCAACAACCUACCCCAUGAAGUGACCUGCGAUGUCAAAUUCAGGAACUUCCUCAUCCCCAAGGGAACGACCAUUAUAACACCACUAUCAUCAGUGUUGUAUGACAGCAACGAAUUCCCCAAUCCAGAGACGUUUGAUCCUGGUCAUUUUCUGGAUGCAAAAGGAAACUUUAAGAAAAGUGACUACUUUAUGCCUUUCUCAGCAGGAAAACGAGUGUGUAUAGGAGAAGGUCUGGCCCGCAUGGAGCUGUUUCUGUUCCUGACCACCAUUUUACAGAACUUCAAGCUGAAAUCUCUGGUUCCCCCAAAUGAAAUCAAUGAUGCCCCGGUGUACAAUGGAUUUACUGUAUUCCCUCCCUUUUUCCAGCUCUGCUUCAUUCCCGUCUAAUGAAGAUCAGAUGCCUGGUUCCUGCUGUGUUCUUCUCCGAAAUCACCCUCAAACCUUGUAUUUAACACUUUCACAGAAGGCAUACAGUGUCCUUCCACAUUCUCACAGCUUCUGCUCUCUAAUUUUCCAUGGAAAUCAUCAGAUCUCCAUUUUACAGUCUCUGAAGUCAUCGUCAAAGAUAUUUGCCAUUUCGUAUUCUCUGUAGCACUGUGAC